Messenger RNA from Diaporthe citri, 837 nucleotides. RefSeq lists its product as uncharacterized. The record is from RefSeq and is a predicted model, not a curated record. NCBI's taxonomy places the organism in Eukaryota, Fungi, Ascomycota, Sordariomycetes, Diaporthales, Diaporthaceae. Gene Ontology annotation, biological process: poly(A)-dependent snoRNA 3'-end processing; rRNA catabolic process; nuclear mRNA surveillance. The coding region runs from base 1 to 837 and encodes 278 amino acids. Gene Ontology annotation, cellular component: cytoplasmic exosome (RNase complex); nuclear exosome (RNase complex); nucleolus. The transcript is spliced from 2 exons.
AUGCCCCUCGACACAUCCUCCUACUCUCUCGCCCUGCUGCGCGUCGACGGCCGGCGAUGGAACGAGCUGCGCCGGUGCCACGCCCAGAUCCGCACGCAGGCCGCCGCCGACGGGUCCAGCUACCUCGAGAUGGGCAACACGAAGGUCAUGUGCGUCGUCACGGGGCCGACUGACCAGCAGUCCGCACGGCGCGCAGGCGGUGGUGGAGGGGGUGGUGGACAGCGGUCCGAGCAGGACAAGGAGGCCGAGGUGGCCGUGAGCAUAGUGAUCGCGGGCUUCAGCAGCGUGGACCGGAAACGCAGGGGACGAGGCGACAAACGAAUCUCAGAGAUGCAAUCGACCCUCUCGCACGCCCUCUCCUCGACCCUGCACACGCACCUCUACCCCCACAGCACGAUAACCUUCUCCCUGCACGUCCUCUCGCAGGACGGCUCCCUCCUCGCGGCCCUGAUAAACGCCUGCACCCUCGCCGCCGUCGACGCGGGGAUCCCCAUGACCGACUACGUCGCCGCCUGCACGGCGGGGAGCACCUCGACGCACGCGGCGGGCGACGAGGGCGCAGACCCGCUGCUGGACCUCAACCACCAGGAGGAGCAGGAGCUGCCGAGCCUCACGGUCGCGACGCUGGGCGGGACGGGGGACCGCGUCGCCGUGCUGGUGUGCGAGAGCCGCGUGCAGGUCUCGCGGCUCGAGGGCAUGCUGGCUGUUGGUGUGGACGGGUGCAAGCAGGUGCGGCAGAUCCUGGACGCGUGCGUGCGGGAGCGGGGCGCGAGGAUGAUCCGCGAGGGGGCGGUGGAGAAGGGCGUUGGGGUGGAGGAGAUGGAGAUUGAUGGGUGA